This is a messenger RNA of Bombina bombina (fire-bellied toad), 1165 nucleotides long. It is a transcript of the gene RPS17, whose product is annotated as ribosomal protein S17. Gene Ontology annotation, cellular component: ribosome. Gene Ontology annotation, biological process: translation. The transcript has 5 exons. The coding region runs from base 88 to 495 and encodes 135 amino acids. Lineage: Eukaryota; Metazoa; Chordata; Amphibia; Anura; Bombinatoridae. Gene Ontology annotation, molecular function: structural constituent of ribosome. The record is from RefSeq and is a predicted model, not a curated record.
GUAACGCACUGCAAUGUGCUGUCUCUUCCGCCUCUUUAUAGCCUCGCUCCCGGCAUCCUUUGCCCUCUUCUACCAGCUCGGUCCAACAUGGGACGUGUCAGGACAAAAACCGUGAAAAAGGCCGCUCGGGUCAUUAUUGAAAAGUACUACACCCGGCUGGGCAGCGACUUCCACACAAACAAGAGAGUAUGUGAGGAAAUCGCAAUCAUCCCAAGCAAGAAAUUACGAAACAAGAUUGCUGGAUAUGUCACACAUCUGAUGAAACGAAUCCAGAGAGGGCCUGUCAGAGGUAUCUCCAUCAAACUUCAGGAGGAGGAGAGAGAAAGGAGGGAUAACUAUGUCCCUGAGGUAUCUGCCCUGGAUCAGGAGAUUAUUGAGGUUGAUCCUGACACUAAGGAAAUGCUGAAGUUGCUGGACUUUGGCGGUCUGUCCAACCUGCAAGUCACUCAGCCCACAGUGGGGAUGAACUUCAAAACACCAAGGGGUGGCAUUUAGAUGUUUGUACUAUAAUCUUUCCAAUAAACUUGGGGAAAACCAAAUAUCUGGCUCAUGGAUGAUUAUUUUUUUUUAAUUUUAAGCUUGGAGACUUUCGAAGUGGAUGCAAUGUUUGGAGUGGUGAAUGGGUUUGAAUGGGAUCUGUAUUAAAACCUAACAUCAGACACUAACUGUCUCACAUCAUAUGGACAUCCUACUUUGGUAGAAAGCGCAAAUAUUUGCUUCCCAUACCCUAUACGUCAAGUUGUACGUUACCACUUUUCACAAGGACAGAUGCAGAUAAAAGGUCCAAGUUUUUUUGCUUCUGAUUAAUUUGCAGCAACUUGAAAAUGCUGCUUCAAAUCCACACAAGCUAAAAUCUCAGACUACUCACUACUGGUAUGUGGAUUCUGGGUGCUUUUAGACUAAGGGCUUUACCGAUUUGGGUAGCUGACGUAAAAGUCUUGUUCUGGUUUAAAACUUUUCUUUGGAAAUUUGAAUGUGAUUUCUCUAAAUGUUCUCCAGCAUGUGGCUGGUUCCUCAGUAAUCUCUAAUAAAUUGCAAAUUUGACACUUACUCCCCAUCCCUUUUGACAACUGCACUAUAAAGCUAACUGGUUUAUAUUUGAAAAAUGAGCUGCAGGAUUGUUAAUCUGGUGAAAUUGCGUAAAUAAAAAAAUAUAUCUAUUCUA